Erpetoichthys calabaricus (reedfish) is the source of this 2859-nucleotide messenger RNA. Its product is annotated as NXPE family member 4-like. The record is from RefSeq and is a predicted model, not a curated record. Bases 408 to 2111 code for a protein of 567 amino acids. Lineage: Eukaryota; Metazoa; Chordata; Cladistia; Polypteriformes; Polypteridae. The transcript is spliced from 6 exons.
CGCUCAGGUUAAUCGUUUUCGGGAAGUUACGUUGUGAAAGCCUGAUUUGCGUAAGCAUGACCAUGGUGGAUAAGAUAAAUGAGGGCUGACGUUUGGGUUGUUGUGGUCCCGACUCUCAGUUGAGUACUAUGUUAUUUCUCACGAUAUGGACGCCUUCACUGAUUCACUUUCUCGGUCAAGCUGCGCUCCGUCUCUUUAGACCGCCACUUUUUGCAGAGCGCCAACUUCGCACUGAAGCCCAAGGCUGAACGCGAACGAGGAAGUGCCGCGUAUCGAUUGAGACGAUGAACUGCCAAUCUUUCAUGUACGUCAGACGUCUGCGGUGGGUGUGCUUGAUAUGGUGUCCCCCCGCCCUUCCUCUUUUUUAAGCACAUUACCAUCGCAGACUUUGGAGGACGCCGCCAAGAAUGGUAAAGAGUAUUAUAUUCGCAUUGUUGAAAAUCACCAGACAUUACCAGGUGCUUAACUAUGCAGCAGUUUUUACAACAAGAAAAAAGGCGCUUUAUGUUUUAAUUCUCAUUCUGUGUCUUGCAUCUGUAUUUGUAAUAAAUAAAAUUACAAAGAUUCAUUUCAUAAGGAUGAGUAAAGAACAUUCCUCCCACAAGGCCAUCAGUCAUGUAUUAAGAAAAAUCGAGCAAAACCUGAACAUUACCCCCUACGCCAGGAUGACUCCGCUUUCUAGUGCAGAGGAAAGCCUGGUCACCCUUUUAAAUCCCAAGCCCAGUUACAAAGUGGGAGAGACGCUCAGUCUUCGCGUGGAUUUGUAUGAUCAAGACGGCCAACAUAAAAGUUCUGGAGGGGAUUUCUUGUUGGCCAGAAUUUUUUCUUUGUAUCUUGAUGCCUCUGCGUCUGGUGUGCUCGAAGACUUUAGUAAUGGGACCUACAAGGUCACCUUCACAUUGUUUUGGCCUGGACGGGUAGAAGUUUCAGUACAGCUGGUACACCCCAGUGAUGUGGUAUCUGUAUUAUGGAAGGCCAGGCAGCAGGACUAUGAUAAAAUUAUGUACACGGGCACCUUCAUGAGCCAAGGAAUACAGGAGGAACGGCAAUGUUUUCAGCACUUGGUCAAAUGGAAGCAGCUUUGUAAAUAUAAAGAUUAUAGGGAUAAUGAAUAUUUUUUUUGUCUGAAACCUAAAAACCUGUCCUGUAACCAUCUUACGUAUCUUUAUUCAAAGAACAGUGAGGAUCUCAACCUCAGUCAUCAAGAAUUUCACAUUUUAUUGAGGUCAGAUCUUGCAGUUGAAGUCCCCAGUGAAUUUUUGUCCAUUGAUGUUAAUGACUGCAGUGACAAUUUUCAAGGACCAUCUCUAAAAUGCAAAAUGGGAAUGAAGUUUGAAUCUCCUGGAGGCUUUUUCUAUUUAAACAAAUGGUAUCCCAAAAAUUGCAUCGUGUGUCAGUUCACAAGGGUAGAUGAAGUUAAUGGCUGCCUGAAAGGAAAGCAGAUCUACCUGUUGGGAGACUCCACUGUGCGCCAGUGGAUUGAGUACCUCAUCAAGAUCCUGAAGAAUUUGAAAAUGACCAAAAUGCCUUCUGGGAUUUCCCCUGUGGUGGCAACUGAUGUUCAAAGAAAUAUCUACAUCGCCUGGAUGAAGCACUGGCAGCCUUGGGUCAGCAGCACACCAAACGCCGUGAGCAGUGGGCAGUACAUCGCUCGACGGCUCGACACUAUUGCUGGAAGUACCAACACGACUGUUGUCCUUGCCCUCGGCCUGCACUUUAGGUCCUUCCCUAUAACGUUAUUCUUGAAGAGGCUGUUGAACAUUCGCAAAGCAAUCGAAAGACUUCUUCGGAGGAACCCAUUAACAAGAGUCUUUGUCAAACUGGAAAACACCCGCGAUCUCUCGGUUGACAUGGUGCGCUGUAGUAACUGGCAUGGCUAUGUGCAAAAUCUGGCUCAGAGGGAGGUGUUCCAGGGCCUGGACAUUCAGUUCAUAGACGCCUGGGACAUGACCGUCUCCCACAACUCAUUUGCCAUCCACCCCUCCCCUAAUAUUGUUUGGAAUCAGCUGACUUUGUUUUUAACGUACAUAUGUGAUGAAUGUUCUAAUACCCGUAGCUUUCAGUGUGACAGUAACAGACAGGUGGAAGAAGAUGACACAGAUGACAGGUGAUCCUAUAGGUCCAAAAAAAAAAUGUAACCCGUCAACUGAGCAACUGAGAGAGGAGUCAUGAAGAUCUUGAGGAAAUGCAAGAGUGGAGAGCCUCCGUGAUGGUGUGUACUGUGCAGCAAGGCACGACAGGCUCCGUCCUAAUUGUGAUAGACAGUAGGUAUGUGCAGUGAAUGUACAAAGUAGUUCUUUUGUCUUUGAAUGAACAUACUGGCUCAGUGACUUUAAAGAACCAAUCUUUUUGUUGCAUGUGCUACAUUUUAUAUAACAUUCUGUGACAGUCCGAAGAUAUCAUCUUAACUUCACUUAAAUGACGGCUGUCUUCAGGAAAUGGCCUAUUAGUAAACUGUUUGAGCAAAACGGUCAUGACGACAACUAGCCAAAGACUGACUGGGUAGAUGACACCAAACACCUCGCAUUGAUCGGUUCACCGUGUCUGAGGGACUAUGACUGUCUGCGUACACGGACUGAUUGAAUGAACCAGUAUGCCCGCUACUGAUCUGGAGAAGUUCGUUCAGAAACUGCAGAUGAUUGACGCACAGUACAGUAAAGAAUUAAAAGGACUGCAGACAACAGACUUGCGUUUCAAUUCACGGAUGAUGUAUGUUCGGAAAAUUGCAUCAAAAAGGACGGGGUACAAAAAAAGGAAUUUGUGGGAGUUUAAUACAAAACUGAAAAGAAUUUUAUUUAGUCCUAUUUCAAUGUUCUCACAGUUUUAUCAUGAUGUGUGCACUAUUCUAAGGUUCCAUUU